CGACGCGUUGCCCGCAGGACCCCAGCGGCUGCCCAUGCCGAGGUGAGUCCGCCGGACCCGCGGCCGCCGUCCAGUGCCCGUCCCGUCCCCGCCGCCGCCCCGCGCGUACCCGCCGCCGGCCAGGAUGCUGGAGGAAGCGGGCGAGGUGCUGGAGAACAUGCUGAAGGCGUCGUGUCUGCCGCUCGGCUUCAUCGUCUUCUUGCCCGCGGUGCUGCUGCUCGUGGCGCCGCCGCUGCCCGCCGCCGACGCCGCGCACGAGUUCACGGUGUACCGCAUGCAGCAGUACGACCUGCAGGGCCAGCCCUACGGCACCCGGAACGCGGUCCUCAACACGGAGGCGCGCACGGUGGACGCGGACGUGCUGAGCCGGCGCUGCGUGCUCAUGCGGCUGGCCGACUUCUCCUUCGAGCAGUACCAGAAGGCCCUGCGGCAGUCGGCCGGCGCCGUGGUCAUCAUCCUGCCGCGGGCCGUGGCCGCCGUGCCCCAGGACGUCAUCCGGCGCUUCGUGGAGAUCGAGCCUGAGAUGCUGGCCAUGGAGACCAUCGUGCCCGUGUACUUCGCCGUGGAGGACGAGGCCCUGCUGUCCAUCUACGAGCAGACCCAGGCCGCCUCUGCCUCCCAGGGCUCCGCCUCUGCGGCCGAAGUGCUGCUCCACACAGCCACUGCCAACGGCUUCCAGAUGGUCACCAGCGGGGUUCAGAGCAAGGCCGUGAGCGACUGGCUCAUCACCAGCGUGGAGGGCCGGCUGACGGGGCUGGGCGGAGAGGACCUGCCCACCAUUGUCAUCGUGGCCCACUACGACGCCUUCGGGGUGGCCCCUUGGCUGUCGCUGGGUGCGGACUCCAACGGGAGUGGCGUCUCUGUGCUGCUGGAGCUGGCGCGCCUCUUCUCCAGGCUCUACACCUACAAGCGCACCCACGCCGCGUACAACCUCCUGUUCUUUGCUUCCGGAGGCGGCAAGUUUAACUACCAGGGGACCAAGCGCUGGCUGGAGGACAACCUGGACCACACAGACUCCAGCCUGCUGCAGGACAACGUGGCCUUCGUCCUGUGCCUGGACACCGUGGGCCGGGGCAGCAGCCUGCACCUGCACGUGUCCCGGCCGCCCCGGGAGGGGACCCUGCAGCACGCCUUCCUGCGGGAGCUGGAAACGGUGGCCGCCCACCAGUUCCCCGAGGUGCGGUUCUCCAUGGUGCACAAGAAGGUCAACCUGGCCGACGAGCUGCUGGCCUGGGAGCAUGAGCGCUUCGCCAUCCGCCGGCUGCCCGCCUUCACCCUGUCCCACCUGGAGAGCCACCGCCACGGGCAGCGCAGCAGCAUCAUGGACGUGCGGUCCCGGGUGGACUCGAAGACCCUGACACGCAACACGCGGAUCAUCGCGGAGGCCCUGACGCGGGUCAUCUACAACCUGACUGAGAAGGGCACGCCCCCGGACAUGCCCGUGUUCACCGAGCAGAUGCAGGUCCAGCAGGAGCAGCUGGACUCGGUGAUGGACUGGCUCACCAACCAGCCGCGGGCGGCGCAGCUGCUGGACAAGGGCGGCACCUUCCUCAGCACGCUGGAGCACUUCCUGAGCCGGUACCUGAAGGACGUGCGGCAGCACCACGCCAAGGCCGACAGGCGGGACCCUGAGUUCGUCUUCUACGACCAGCUGAAGCAGGUGAUGAACGCCUACAGGGUCAAGCCGGCCAUCUUCGACCUGCUCCUGGCCGUCUGCAUCGGCGCCUACCUCGGAAUGGCCUACACGGCAGUCCAGCACUUCGACCUCCUCUACAAGACGGUGCAGAGGCUGCUGGUGAAGGCCAAGACACAGUGACCGCGCCGCCUGCCCGCACCUGCCAUGCAGGACGGACUCGCCCCCUCGCAGCCGAACCUGAAUUACAGAGCUUUCGUGUUGCUGUCCAGGA
Sciurus carolinensis (gray squirrel) is the source of this 1907-nucleotide messenger RNA. RefSeq names its product nicalin (gene Ncln). The transcript has 15 exons. Gene Ontology annotation, biological process: regulation of signal transduction. NCBI's taxonomy places the organism in Eukaryota, Metazoa, Chordata, Mammalia, Rodentia, Sciuridae. The record is from RefSeq and is a predicted model, not a curated record. Gene Ontology annotation, cellular component: endoplasmic reticulum membrane. Bases 125 to 1816 code for a protein of 563 amino acids.